AUGGGACUAACUAAAACUCAAUACGGCUUAAUCUUUCUCAAUGUUGCAUUUCGACUAUACUCAUCCUUGUACAUGAUUAUUGGAGAUUGUGAUGAAACAUUUAAUUAUUGGGAACCACUAAAUUUACUAUUGCGUCAAUUUGGUAAACAAACAUGGGAAUAUUCACCCGUGUACUCCAUCCGAUCAUAUGCUUAUCUAAUACCGUAUUACAUCAUCGGUAAAGUGAUUCAGCUAUUUGGUGCGUCUCCCAUCAAUGUGUUUUAUGGGUUACGUGUCGUGGCACUUUGUGGGUUCACUUCAUUUGUCGAAUUGAAUUUAUUUGCCAAUUUGCAUUAUUACUCAACGAAUUUGGCCAACUGGUGGCUAUUUCUAACCAGUAUUAAUGUCGGUAUGAGCCAUGGUGGUGUGGCAUUGUUGCCCAGUUCAUUGGCUUCGCAAACGACACUAUUGGCAAAUACCUAUAUUUUUAGAAGUCUUGUCGUUAAUAACGAAAAAACACGCGAUCGAAGUAGUAACUUGUUGAAAGCAGUUACUUGGUAUUUAAUUGGUGGGUUCUUGGGAUGGCCCUUUGCAUUAGCUUUAGGUUUACCUAUUGGAGUUUACACAUUAUGGCAAAUUGCUCAGCAGCGUAUAUCAGCUGUCAUUUUAAUCAAAAUUGGGUUGGUUUUGCUAUGCAUAGUCAGCACUAUCACUUUAAUUGAUUCCUUUUACUUGCAGAAAUUGGUGUUUGUGCCAAUAAAUAUUGUAUUGUAUAAUGUCUUUGGUGGUGAUGGUGAAGGACCCGAGAUUUUCGGAGUUGAGCCAUUAAGUUAUUACAUUCUCAACUUGUUGUUAAAUUUUCAGUUUAUUUUACCGUUGGCUGCUUUGGGAGUUUUGCUUAAUCCAUUCAUCACAACUAACGCCAACCGAUUUAGUACAAUUGUAUCUGCCCAGUUGAUAAUUUGGUGUGGCAUAUUUUUCAGCCAACCCCAUAAGGAAGAAAGGUUUAUGUAUCCCAUUUAUCCAUUGAUUACGCUAUCAGCAGCAAUCACUAUAUCUAAGUUGACAGCAUUUGUGAAGAAUAAGUUACCCCGCAUUGUCUACUAUGCUGCUCAAUUUGCAUUUAUUGCCACUUCAUUCACCAUUUCAGUAUUGAGAAUAGUCAAUUUGGUUGAAAAUUAUGCGGCUCCACUACACAUUUAUCAAGCAGUAUCACAAUUGCCUGUAUCAUUGUCGUCUACACAACAAGUCAAUGUAUGUACUGGUAAAGAAUGGUAUCAUUUCCCGAACUCCUUUCAUUUACCACCAAAUUAUCGAUUAAAAUUUGUUGAAUCGGGAUUUGAUGGAUUAUUACCAGGGGAUUUUUAUGAACCAAAAGAGACCAUAAUUGAAUCAACAACAUUUGUUCCACUGCACAUGAAUAAUCAGAAUCAAUUUGAAUCUGACAAAGUAAUUCCUUUAAAUGAAUGUGAUUACUUUGUUGAUAAUUCUCAAUUAGGGUCUACGCCACAAUUGAUGAGACCUGAUUUAUCCAUCGUUGAUGAUGCCAACUGGCGUAUUUUACAAUGCAGAAAGAUUAUCAAUCCAGAUGGACAUCAUAAUUUGCUUGGGAAAUUGAUUUAUAUCCCAUAUCCUUUGAGAAGGUUAGUGCCGUACAAUGUUGAGUACAUGGAUUUGUGUCUAUUGCAAAGAACAAAACAAGGAGAAGAAAAGGUGUAG
Molecule: messenger RNA, 1698 nt
Organism: Lodderomyces margitis
Lineage: Eukaryota; Fungi; Ascomycota; Pichiomycetes; Serinales; Debaryomycetaceae
Gene: ALG9
Product: dolichyl-P-Man:Man(6)GlcNAc(2)-PP-dolichol alpha-1,2-mannosyltransferase
Exons: 1
Coding region: 1-1698 (565 amino acids)
Biological process (GO): protein N-linked glycosylation
Cellular component (GO): endoplasmic reticulum membrane
Molecular function (GO): alpha-1,2-mannosyltransferase activity
Source: RefSeq, a predicted model, not a curated record